AUGUUGUUUAUUCGAGCAGGAAAUGAUCCAUCAUUCGAUAAUAUAACAGCAGUUCUGAAUCAAAAACCAUUUGGUAAAAGAUGUGAAUACAAAGUAUAUCAGAAUAUGACACAUGGGUUUGUUAGUGCUGGAGCUAAUUAUUCAAAUCCAGUAAAUGUAGCCGCAAUCGAUGAUGUACAUCAGACAUUGCGAACAUAUUUGAGCAAGACAGUGGCUUCUACCUAUCCAUUUGGAACAGUCCACAGCAUAGCUGGCAGUGAUUUAAAAGUCUACGAUGUCGUCGGUAAUAAUGGAGCGACAACAAAUAACAACGUUGCUAUGAUCGUUCUCUACGAUAUACGUGAGGUAAGUUCACAAAAACAACAUAGCAGAUUUUUAUCUUUCUUAAGAAUUCCAGAUCAGCCAACAGCAAAUGCAACUUGGCCACGUGUCGAACAAGAUUUACUAACUGUCAACACCUAUCUUCAAUCACAAAAGUAUACGACAAUCGGCCUCAUCGGUUUUUGCUGGGGUGGUCUGCGAGCAUUGAAAGCAUGUGGUAAUGGUAAUAAUGUCUCGUGGACCAAUACACCAUUCUUCACUGGUAUUAGUAUUCAUGGUUCAGGACUUAAUGUAGCAGAUGCAGAUGUACUUCAGGUUCCAAUGUUGUUUAUUCGAGCAGGAAAUGAUCCAUCAUUCGAUAAUAUAACAGCAGUUCUGAAUCAAAAACCAUUUGGUAAUAAAUGUGAAUACGAAGUAUAUCAGAAUAUGACACAUGGUUUUGUUAGUGCUGGAGCUAAUUACUUGAAUCCAGAAAAUGUAGCUGCAAUCGAUGAUGUACAUGGAAAAUUACGAGCAUAUCUGAGCAAGAUAGUUGGUAAUGGCUCUGAAAACAUAAAAGCAUCAUUUAUAACAAUCGUGUUUUUUGCUUUCUUUGUGAAAAAGUUUUCAGCUUUUUUCUAG
Adineta steineri is the source of this 942-nucleotide messenger RNA. The record is from the annotation of a GenBank genome assembly. Lineage: Eukaryota; Metazoa; Rotifera; Eurotatoria; Adinetida; Adinetidae.